AUUACAAGGCGGCGGACUAGAUGUGAAUCCGUUGUCGUGGGCGCGUUGAUAAUCGCUGGGAUAGCUUGCCUUAUCGCCGGUAUUGUUAUGAUGAUACAAGCAAAUACGGUGCGGAAGAACAACGAGCCAUGUCAAGUUGCAAAAGUUACACGAGCGGUCCUGAGCGGCUGUGAAUAUUCAAGGGAGGCGCAUACUUCGGGACUAGCAAGGUUUUUGCACGAAGCUCAAGAGAGAUUUUACGAGUUGUUACCGCAUAAAAUCGCGUUUAAAAAGGGGGUGAUGCCAAAUGAAAUCCGCCAGCGGUAUAAAAGCUACGAUUCCACGCCAAUGCAGAUAAAAUUUGUCACAGACGAGAUAGCUAAACUGACGAAGAGGCUUGAAGAUAUGAACCUUCAAGAAAACAAGCUGACACUUCGGGAAAAGCGAGCCAAAGCGCAGCUCUCUCACUGGAUGCGGCACAUUUUUCCUUACGGUGUCCCCUUCGCUUAUGAUUAUUACUCAGGAGAUUGGCUGAUGGGACCAAACGUUUUCUGUUGGUCUUCUAUCUGUUUCUUGCCAAUGGAUGUGGGUAGCGCACUGCCCCAUUUCCAGCCGUCAACUGUGUCUGAAGUGGAGAUAAUAAGGAAUAAGUUGAUGGAAAUUAACCAAACAUUUACACAGUUUGUGGAGAACAUGAGAUUAGGCGUGGCUACUGGUAUGGUUCGUACGAUUGAAGAGUGCAAGGCCGGGCUGGAUGGUUUGAGAGGCGCCUUUAGAGAGGUCGAUAUUGACGGCCCAGCUGGAAUUCUUGAUGCGCCAUACAUGAAAAAAAUUCUGGUCAGUGACUUCUUUUCUAAGAUGAAUUCAAAAGAACUGGAAAUUUGGAAAACUAGGCACGGUAAAGCAGUGAAUGAGUCUUUAAGGCAGUUUGUCAUAGAUUAUGUUGGUGAGCCGAUUCAGCGCACAUUGAGGUAUGUCGAAAAGGAACAUUUACUUUACUGCACCCCAAGCAAUUUGUCCAGCGGUUUAGCCAGCCUACCCCUUGAUUACGUUUAUGUCAACGGUACAAAGACAGACCGAAAAACGACCAAGAGGCUGCCCACGGGCGAAAAGCUAGACGGGAAAACCACCUAUCUGAAGCUUCUUCAGUACUUCACCACCACCAGUAAAACCCCGGAUGAAAUAUACGACCUUGGCUGGUCAAUGAUAGAUCAAAGUUAUCCAGAGGUUCUAAGUUUAGCGCAAAGCGUAACCAAUGAGAAUAACACUCAGAGGGCGAAGGAAAAGUUCAUUAAUAUUCUUAAUGGAUCGGAAAUGUUUUACAAUAAGAAAGAUAUUCCAAGGAAUGAAUCCAACGCAGUUGCGUAUAAGCUGUGCAGUACAGUCUCCGGAGCCAAAAAGCAUUGUCCUGUCCGCUGGAAUGCUAUGCAAAACUGGUUUGCUCAUGCGCGAGAGAUUAUGGCCACCCUUGAUCCAAAAACGAUCGACUUAUUCCAUUUUACCGGUCCUUUCCGGUCCACUCCAAACUGUCCCGUUCAACUCGUCCCAAGCUUCAACCCAUCCUCUGCAGCUCCAUCUUUCCAAGAGAGUGAUUCACAGUGUACAAGGCACUCUACUUACACCAUCCCAUUCUUCCUACAAAAGCCUGGCCCUAGGAAUGAGGAAUGGACAAUAAACGCACACGAGGCAAGGCCUGGACACUACACACAGAGUCAAGGAUAUGUGGAGAAUUUUCAAGAAGACUGUUUUGAUCCCAUUUCAUGGAUCCAAAAGAACACGUUUUUCUUAGAGUUUUCUGAAGGCUGGGCUCUUUACGCGGAAAAUCCGCUGAUAUCAAAUUACACGGACACUUACAAAUAUGAUCCGCUGAUCAGAUACGGCAUGCUCAAAUGGCAGAUAUGGCGAGCCUUGAGGCUGAUCGUAGACACAGGGUUGCAUUACAAAGGAAAGUCACGUGAAUGGGCUCUAAGACUCUUUGCUGAUUACGCUUGGGACACAAGUGACAAAGUUGAGAAGGAGGUAACUCGGUACCAGAGCAUUCCCGGCCAAGCUGUCACUUAUAUGCUCGGACAACUGUCAAUCAUGGAGCUGAAACAAGAAGCAGAGAAAGCUUUGGGGGAGAAGUUUAAUUUGAAGGAUUUUCAUUUCCAGGUUCUAAGGCAUGGACCCUCGCCUUUGAAUUAUCUUAAAGAGAGCAUCUACAAAUACAUAGCAUGCGUGAAGGACGCUGAAAGUCAACCAGAUUGUGAAGAUUUCUUGCGAGCUCCAAACAACUCUGGAAACGUAAAGACAACACAUAAUACAGAGCAUUUGCCAUAUCAUUCUUUCAAAGUUUUCUAAAUUCAGCUCUGAUUAUGACCCCACAGACGCCGUGAGCAUAGCUAAAUCAAGUUUAUUACUACGUUUUGCGUCUAUCUUGUGCAUAAUUUAAAUUACAAUUGUAACAAGUGAGCUCGUCGGCGGCUGUUAUAAAAUCAUUCAAUCACAAGCGAGAAAGAAGUCUUUUUUUAAUUAUUUUACAUUGCUAAUUUUAUUCCUAUACUAUAAUUGUAUGUUAAUUAA
Molecule: messenger RNA, 2541 nt
Organism: Pocillopora verrucosa
Lineage: Eukaryota; Metazoa; Cnidaria; Anthozoa; Scleractinia; Pocilloporidae
Source: RefSeq, a predicted model, not a curated record